Molecule: messenger RNA, 375 nt
Organism: Necator americanus (New World hookworm)
Lineage: Eukaryota; Metazoa; Nematoda; Chromadorea; Rhabditida; Ancylostomatidae
Exons: 5
Coding region: 1-375 (124 amino acids)
Source: RefSeq, a predicted model, not a curated record
AUGGACAUUAUUCCAAGACGGUUUGUUUUUGAGAGGGAGGAUAACCAGACCACCAUUCAGUUUUUAAGUGUCUUUCCUCAAGUAGGUGAUGCAGCUAAACGCCUUGCUGUUUUCCGCCCUUCUCUACGCGUUGCUACCGACAGUCGAAAGAAGGGAAAGCAUCGCGACAGAGAUCGGGAUAAAGAGGAACCGAAAGAUUCACCUCCCAAAGAGGCACCUGCGCAACCAACAACGGCACCAGAACCAGUUGGAGCUGUUUCGACUGCACAUGAAAUGGACGAAACGUCACCUGAAGAAAUGUACAAAUGUAGAGACUACACACCGGCCAUAUUCAAUGAUUUGCAGCCAUUAUUUGAUCUUCUGAAGAAAUUCUAA